CCUUAACAUAUAUGAACUACGAUCAGUUUUUAUUCUCUCUGGUAUUUCCUAAGCCCAAACCCUUCUGUGCAUUGAUUAUUUGGUCCUGCUUUCUCAUCCCCGAGGACCCCGAUGACAGGACCUUCGGAAGUUCGGCUCCCGUCUACUUUGUCUUCUCCUCCUUCCCUACCCUUCGGCUGACGUCUGCGUUGAAGGCUGGGUUUAUAUUCAGUCUGUUGUUUGACGUUUGCUUAUUGUAUUGAUUUGCUGAUUUCAAGUCGCCGUUUGCCUGCUCCACUCUCUUUCCGUUCCGCUUUGAUUUGUAGAUUUGUUUAUGCCCCUUGUGCUGUUUGUACCUUUGUUUGGAUGCUGAUGUUGGAUUAACUUGUGCAUUAUUGCAUUCUCCCGAGGUAAUUUUUUCUUAAAGAUGGUGCAACAAGGAGCAUUAUGUGCUUCUUAUUUGGACCUCCCCUUGCUUCAAGUGAAACCAAUGUAACUUCCAAAAUGAAGUGGAACAGCAUGAAGCCAAGUUCAGCUGUUUGGGACCAUUUUUCAAACUUCCAACAGGCUUUUACCAUUUCAAGGUUGCAGCACUGCAAUAGAUAAUAUAUUCUCUGGUUUCUAGAUCUUGGGUUAUUGUGCGACUUUCUUCAAACUCUUCCCAAUCCAUUUUUGAGAGAACAUUAUAUUCAUGCCUAAAAAAGUCAAUAUUUUCUGUGGAAAAUUCCCACAUGUAAUCAUUUUCCAGAGAAACAAACAAACCCUUAGGUUUUUCAGCUCAUCAUGCAGAACUAGCUCCAUCCUUGUAGAACUUGUAGCAAAGCAACAUUGGUCAAAGCUCAAAACCCAUCUCCAAAACACAAAACCCAAUGCACUCCUCCACCAACUGCUUACUUCAGAAGCUGACCCAGAGCUCACUCUCAGGUACUUAACAUGGUCCCAGAAGGAGUUUAAACUGUCACACUCUCUAGAGCUCACUUUUAGAACGUUGUACUCACUUGCUUGUGCCAGAAAGUACUCAAAGAUCAGGUCUUUUUUGGAUAAUUUUGUUAAGAAUGAGAAGAACUAUCCAGUUUCUUCUAUUUUUCAUGCAAUUUCAGUGGGUGGGGAUUCAUUUUGUGCUAAUUCAAUAAUAGUAGAUAUGCUGGUAUUGGCAUAUGUGAAAAGUUUGAAAACGCAUUUGGGAUAUGAAGCGUUUAGGAGGGCUGGUGAUUAUGGGUUUAAGUUGUCAGUUAUAUCAUGUAAUCCGCUGUUGCAUGCUUUGGUUAAGGAGCGCAAAAUUGGCAAUAUGGAAUUUGUGUAUAAGGAGAUGAUAAAAAGAAGGAUUGGACCUAAUUUAAUUAGUUUUAAUGUUGUGGUUAAUGGGUUGUGUAAAGCAGGGAAAUUGAAUAAAGCUAGUGAUGUUAUUGAGGAUAUGAAAGUGUGGGGAGUGUCUCCAAAUGUAAUAACUUAUAAUACUCUCGUUGAUGGGUAUUGCAAGAUGGGUAAGAUUGGGAAGAUGUACAAAGCUGAUGCUGUGUUGAAGGAUAUGGUGGCAAAGGGGAUUUGCCCAAAUGAGGUCACUUUCAAUAUUUUGAUUGAUGGAUUCUGCAAGGAUGGGAAUGUGUCAGCUGCAAUGAAGGUGUUAGCAGAAAUGCAAAGUCAAGGUUUGAACCCGAAUGUGGUUACAUACAAUUCUUUGAUUAAUGGCUUAUGUAGUGAUGGGAAGGUUGAUGAGGCUACUGUUUUGCGGGAUCAAAUGAUUGGUUCAGGUUUGAAGCCAAAUGUCAUUACUCAUAAUGCACUUAUUAAUGGGCUUUGCAAGAAUAAGAUGGUGAAUGAAGCAAGUGACUCAUUUAAUGAUAUGCCAAAACAAGGAAUAGCUCAUAAUGUUACAACCUACAACAUAUUGAUUGAUGGGUACUGUAAGGCUGGGAGGAUAGAGGAUGCAUUUGAACUACGUAAUGCCAUGUUGGGCAGAGGGAUUUGCCCUAACGUUUCCACAUACAACUGCUUAAUUGCUGGUUUAUGCAGAAAGGGAGAUAUGGAAGCAGCCUGGCAUCUUAUGGAUGAAAUGGUUGGUAAGGAUUUGAGAGCUGAUGUUGUUACCUAUAACAUACUGAUUGAUUUAUUAUGCAAUAAAGGGGAAUCAAGAAGGGCAAUGAAACUCUUCGAUGAGAUGUCCAGAAAAGCAUUAAACCCAAGUCAUGUGACAUAUAAUUCCUUGAUGGAUGGCUAUUGUAAAGAAGGAAAUCUCAGAGCAGCGUUAAAUGUGAGGACACGAAUGGAGAAAGGAGGGAGACGAGCAAAUGUUGUCACGUAUAAUGUGCUGAUAAAGGGUUUCUGUAAGAAAGGUAAGCUUGAAGAUGCAAAUAAGCUUCUUAAUGAGAUGUUGGAGAAGGGUUUGGUUCCUAAUCGAACAACCUAUGAGAUCGUUAGAGAGGAAAUGAUGGAUAAAGGAUUUGUUCCUGACAUAGAAGGGCAUCUAUAUAAUGUUUAGCAAGCUCAAACUUUGUUAAAAGGGUAGGUUAGAUGAUGACCAUCAUUUCAUCAUGUGAAGGCAUGACGGAACUAAAUGAUCUUGAGUGGGCCUUCCUGUGAAAUUCUAUCCGACAGCUUAACUCAUCUAGGUGAAGGUGAUGGACAUGAAUCAUCUUUGAUCCUGCUAUAAAAUGGUUUCUCUUACAAGCAGUUCGUCAACCUUAACAGAUGUAGGUGAAUAUAUGUAAUGUUUGGUUGAACUUUCCUUUCGGAUAUAUUGCUAAUUUGCCCCUGAUUUUGGCUUAAUGUACCCAUUGAUUUUGUUUAAAAUUAAGAUACUUUUUAUCCUUGUAC
Messenger RNA from Manihot esculenta (cassava), 2793 nucleotides. RefSeq names its product pentatricopeptide repeat-containing protein At1g09820. Lineage: Eukaryota; Viridiplantae; Streptophyta; Magnoliopsida; Malpighiales; Euphorbiaceae. Gene Ontology annotation, molecular function: protein binding. The record is from RefSeq and is a predicted model, not a curated record. The coding region runs from base 671 to 2458 and encodes 595 amino acids. The transcript is spliced from 3 exons.